GUUGUUCCUGUAAAGGGGGGAAGGCUAGUAGGUUAGCUUGAUGUAACCUACUUUAUAACAGCGGGCGUUACAUCACUUUGGGUCGUGUCCCACCUGGGAAAUAACGGCCUAAAGGAAGACAACUCUUCAUAAUUUAUAUAACAACGUGCUGAUAUGAGACACUGAUCCGACAAUUGAAAAAAAUAAAAAAAUAAAGUGGCAGCACGUAGAGACGUAGCAGAUUAGUUAUUGUUUUUUUCCAGAGGAGGCUGUCAGAACGCGUCUGGUUUCAACGGGCACAGGUUUGAGACGAAGGAAGACAUGUCCUGUCCAUGCACCUCGGCUGCCAGGUUGUUCCUCAACACUGCACACAGAGGAUUAUCAUGUUCCCGAAUCCAGCUGUUUUCCCUGAGUCGUCGGGGGUCUCGGGAAACGCAUCUUCACCCGCGUGUGUGCGUGAGGUCGUUUUCAGAGACCGCCGUCUGUUACGCUGCUAAAGAUGGAACAACGAAGGACAGCGGGAAUGACGGUGGAAAGAAAAGUGUUGGUGACGCAAAGAGGAUGUCUGGCUCGGGAGGGUCAGGCAAAGGCGGAGGCCAGCUGCGCUGCCCCAAAUGUGGAGACCCCUGCACACAUGUCGAGACCUUUGUGUCAUCAACACGGUUUGUCAAAUGUGAGAAGUGUCAUCACUUUUUCGUGGUCCUGUCUGAAACGGACUCUAAAAAAGGGCUAAACAAAGAGCCGGAAUCCGCCGCUGAGGCGGUGAAACUAGCGUUCUCACAGAAGCCUCCUCCGCCUCCCAAGAAGAUUUAUGCCUAUUUGGACAAGUAUGUUGUUGGCCAGUCGUAUGCGAAGAAGGUCUUGGCAGUGGCGGUGUAUAAUCACUACAAGCGGAUCUACAACAACAUCCCUGCUGGGAGCCGACAGCAGGUGGAGGUGGAGAAGCAGCCAUCUUUAACGCCACGAGAGCUAGAGAUGAGAAGACGAGAGGAUGAAUACAGAUUCACAAAACUGCUGCAGAUCGCAGGAAUCAGUCCUCACGGGAACGCUCUCGGAGCGACCAUGCAGCAGCAGGCGAGCCAGCAGCCGCCUCAGGAGAAGAGGGGCGGGGAGAUCCUGGACUCCACUCACUCUGACAUUAAACUGGAGAAGAGCAACAUUAUCCUCCUAGGUCCUACCGGUUCAGGAAAAACCUUGUUGGCACAGACGCUGGCACGCUGUCUCGAUGUUCCGUUUGCUAUUUGCGACUGCACCACUCUCACUCAAGCUGGCUAUGUGGGAGAGGACAUUGAGUCGGUAAUUGCCAAACUUCUGCAGGAUGCAAACUACUCGGUGGAGAAAGCACAACAAGGCAUUGUGUUCCUGGAUGAAGUUGAUAAGAUUGGCAGCGUGCCUGGAAUCCAUCAGCUGAGGGAUGUGGGCGGAGAGGGAGUUCAGCAGGGUUUGCUGAAGCUCCUAGAGGGUACAAUCGUCAACGUUCCAGAGAAAAACUCCAGAAAGUUACGAGGUGAAACGGUGCAAGUCGACACAACCAACAUCCUGUUCGUCGCUUCGGGAGCUUUCAACGGCCUCGACCGGAUAAUAAGCAGAAGGAAGAACGAGAAGUAUUUGGGAUUUGGAACGCCCUCCAACUUGGGGAAAGGGCGGCGAGCCGCCGCUGCAGCGGACCUGGCCAACAGCAGCGGCGAGACGGACGCGGUUGCGGAGAUCGAGGAGAAGGACCGGCUGCUGAAGCACGUCGAGGCGAGGGACCUGAUCGAGUUCGGAAUGAUUCCAGAGUUUGUCGGCCGUCUUCCUGUCGUCGUUCCUCUGCACAGCCUGGACGAGGACACGCUGGUCCGCAUCUUGACCGAACCCCGCAACGCUGUGGUUCCACAGUACCAGGCUCUGUUCAGCAUGGACAAAUGUGAGCUGAACGUGUCCCCGGAUGCCUUGAGAGCCAUCGCCAGAAUGGCUUUGGAGAGAAAAACAGGAGCUCGUGGCCUCAGAUCCAUUAUGGAGAAACUUCUUCUUGAGCCCAUGUUUGAGGUGCCUCACUCGGAUAUCGUCGCUGUUGAACUGGACAAAGAAGUCGUUCAGGGAAAAUCGCAGCCCAGAUACGUCCGCGCUCCAGCCAAGGACGCGGCAGAGGAGGAGUACGACUCCGGCAUUGAGGAGGAGAACUGGCCGAGGCAGGCCGACGCUGCUAACAACUGAACCACGUCUCAUUUCACCCGAAAUCAUUAGAUUCCUUCUGGGUUGCCACCUUUGGCACUCUUCUUAUUACUGCACCUGACGAAUAAAAAACCGUGGAUACUGAAGAGGUUUUCAUGACGAACAAGUUAAGAGAAAGUAACAAGCUUCGGUCUCUUUGCAUCAGAUAAUAAAUCUCUAGCGGUGCACUCAGUGUGGACCUUUUUAUGAUAUAUUUCAAUCUCUGGGGAUUGUUAACAUUUUAUCUAUAUAAAGAUAAUCCGAUUUUAUUCGUAAAAAAAUAAAAUAAAAAAUAUUUGUAGGUAGUUUGUAUCCUCUUUUUGUGCUGAUAGGUUGUAAUAGGAAGGGACGCGGACGGCAUUUAAUGGGAUCAUAUUGUACACUUGAAGACUGAGGGGCGGCUGCUGAGGGAGUAGACGUGAUGCGACCGUGUCAAGAAAUGCCUUAAAUCACGAGGCCGUGAUAUUCCACAAACGCAUCAAUGUUUUGAUGUUUCUUCCUUUACCACCGUUGUUACAAUGGUGCUAGAAGUGAAAAACCGUUGUAAAUGUUAAGCUAUGCUGCACAAGUAUUGUUUGUAUAAUACAUGGGCUGGAGCUAGGAGAGCGUGUUGAGGUAGAAACACACCAGCACAACAAACAUGGCAGGUGAAAGAUCAGUUUCCAACAGCCAGAGUGUUUAUUUCCCCCACGUCCAGCUCCUAUCCUGCAGCCCACUCCUUAGGAACCUGUUAACCUGCAGCCCUGCUGGCUUCACAGAGGGAGAAGUUUAGCAGAGGAGAUUGUCUACCUUUCCAAAGUGAUAAAACGUCCCAUUUUUUUUUUUUUUUGCUUUGUAGUUUUGAUCCUGGAACACGAAAAUAAAUUAUACCCUGAAAUCAGUUAAAUCCAGGUUUGGUUUCAAUUUUAAAUCAUUCUCAGAGCUUACCCAGGCUCCCUCUGCAGAGCUGCAGACAAGUUUCCUUUUUCUGUGUGCACACCUGUGUCAGAAUCUCACCUGCUCUCCCGUGAUGUCAUAUCCUGUUACGAAAUGGUGCACUUGUUAAAUUAAGACACCACCCAUAUGGUCUCUGUGACUUUCACCACUAUGCCGUGCUCCUUACCUUGAAAAAAUUAAACCAGAUCUUUCUCCUGUUUGCUUUUAAGUUUCGUUUUUCUUUCUGUGAAGCUCUAAGCUGCUCUAAUUUCAGAGGUCUGUUACAGAAAUAUUCAAGAGAAAAAGCUCUCCUUCCCAAAAGCUUGUGAAUCCCAAAUUUAUUGUGAUUGUGUAAAAUAUAUAAAUAAACCUCUAUCUGAGUA
Fundulus heteroclitus (mummichog) is the source of this 3470-nucleotide messenger RNA. It is a transcript of the gene clpxb, whose product is annotated as caseinolytic mitochondrial matrix peptidase chaperone subunit Xb. Bases 301 to 2175 code for a protein of 624 amino acids. Gene Ontology annotation, molecular function: zinc ion binding; ATP-dependent protein folding chaperone; ATP binding. The transcript is spliced from 15 exons. Gene Ontology annotation, biological process: protein folding; protein catabolic process; proteolysis. Gene Ontology annotation, cellular component: mitochondrial matrix. Lineage: Eukaryota; Metazoa; Chordata; Actinopteri; Cyprinodontiformes; Fundulidae. The record is from RefSeq and is a predicted model, not a curated record.